Galleria mellonella (greater wax moth) is the source of this 1292-nucleotide messenger RNA. RefSeq lists its product as uncharacterized. The transcript has a single exon. Bases 91 to 1200 code for a protein of 369 amino acids. NCBI's taxonomy places the organism in Eukaryota, Metazoa, Arthropoda, Insecta, Lepidoptera, Pyralidae. The record is from RefSeq and is a predicted model, not a curated record.
UUAUUUGCCAUGUUGAGGUAACAUGACCAGUGUAUAUGUAAAUUUUUAAGGCGUGUACAAUUUAAAAUUUUUAUUACACUUUCCUUCAUAAUGAAGGUAUUAUUUUUUGUGGCAUUAUAUUUUGCGAAGUUUCAUUUAAUUUAUAGUAUAACAGUACACCAACAUAGACUAGAAGACAACAAGUCUGCAUCUGGUUGGAUUAGCGCUGAAGAGUACAGUAUUGAAGGGCUAGAUAAUGUAAACAUUCCGUUGUCUCCAGUCAUAUGUUCAGAUCGACGUGGAAGUCAAGCUUGUUCUGGAAACACGAAAAGUGGUAAUAAUGUAAGUGAAACACAAGUAACAAAACCGCCCGACUACAAAAUUCUAUAUGAGGCCGCAGUACAGCCGACUAUCAGAUCACAACCCUCUGUUGAACGGAAUACGCCAUGGGAAAUUAUUAAUCGACGAGAAGCUAAUAUGGCAAAUUCAGUACCCAUGGUUGCAGUGGGUACGUACGGUGGCAUGCAAUACCUGUAUGCACAUCCAAACUUACUUGCUUCAACAAAUCGUUUCCCUCCAAUUUCAAAUUUACCACCUGUUUCUUCAACUCACAUUCAUGAAUCGCUUCCAGUUCAAGACCAACAGAAUGGAAAUUUUCUGAGUAGACCAGUACGAUUAAUACGUUCAAACGAGGAAGAGGAUUUUUUAGCGGAAUUAUCGCAUAGAGCAAUAAUGAAGAACAUACUUCCAACGAUGUCAGUACGGUCUCCUUAUGUUAACCAAGUACCUUAUUAUUUGCCUCAAGUAGCAGUAUUUCCAUAUACUGUCACUGGUUGUUCAUUACCAUUGUUGUUAUCUUGUUCACCUAAUAUAAACUAUGGUACUUUAGAUCAAAUGAUGUAUCGCAAACCUUACAAAAUACCACCUCCGGAAAAAGUGUACGAAAAAGAUGUCGAGCUGAAACACGCUGAGGUAAAGGAUGUCGAUAAAACAAAAAGUCCAAUAAAACAUGACAAUAUUAUGAUGCAACUCAUGAAAUCGACCACUACAAAGAAUCCUUUGGAGAAUGCAGAUCACGUGAAACAUAAUAAAUUUGCUGACUCAAAUUUAAGUGAAAUGAAACAUACUCGUACUGAUAUCUUAAAGGGGAAACAUGAUCCACAUGAUUAUAAGCAACUAGUUUUCAAGCAAACGGGGAAGAACCACACUGACAAAAUAUAAGAUUUAAGACAAUCUUUUACGUUAUAGAUUAUGUAUAAUUUGAUUAUUUCAUAUUAUUUUAAAAGUGUUUUUUUUUUAACUGUCUAACUGAA